AUGGAAGGUCCGCCACCACGAGAUCCCUCGACUCUAGACGGCGGUGCUCCAGCCCCCGCCGCUGCGCCACCACCUACCUUCCCCAUACGGACUGCCAGCCCCAGCCAUCGUACUUCAGCCAGUAUCACUAAUCGCCAUGCCGUCGCUACCAACCCAACCAUCACCCCGCGGCAGCCUGGAGGUCAUCAACUAUUGUCUGCGAGCCAUAUGAAUCAGCCGGCCCGUUCCAUAGCUCCCCCGCAAACGCAUCCUGUUACACCUUCUGCACCCGCUCAGCCAGCCCCACCACCACAGCCCCAGAAUGACCUCUUUACAUUGGAUUUCCACGCACCUUCCCCCACGGCUACCUCGUCAGGCCAGUCCGCGCAGCCUAAGAAAGACGUAAAAUCCGAUAUCCUGUCGUUAUUUUCUAGCCCCGCAGCGCCUGCCGCUACUCCUGCAUUUAAUCCACAAGCUACGUCGUCGUUCACUCCGUCACCUUGGGGGACUCCUCAACAGCAACAACAGCCAGUCGCACAACAACCAGGUUUCGUACAAACCACAAGCAUGAUGGGGUCGAACGGGGCCGGAAUGUGGGGCGUGAACUCUGGAUGGGCUGCCCCAGCUGCCCCAUCUCAGAACAAUCUCUGGGGAAAUCCUGGCCCGGCACCCGCGCAAACAGGGUUCGCUGUGAAUCCCCUCGCCAAUACCAACAAUGUCUGGGCUGGUUCUGCCGCUCCAAACCCCGGUGGAGAUUUAUUCAGUACCCCCUUCGCGUCGACCACGACGAAUACCCAAAAGAAGGAUGAUGUAUUUGGCGAUCUCUGGGGUGGGUUCAAGUAA
Molecule: messenger RNA, 822 nt
Organism: Pleurotus ostreatus (oyster mushroom)
Lineage: Eukaryota; Fungi; Basidiomycota; Agaricomycetes; Agaricales; Pleurotaceae
Exons: 1
Coding region: 1-822 (273 amino acids)
Source: RefSeq, a predicted model, not a curated record